AUGCACAGAAUCAGAUUUCAGAAGUAUGGAAAUGUAUUCACCCUCUGGCUAGGACCGACUCCUCAUGUGAGCAUCACCAACUAUGAGACUUGCUACGAUGUUUUUGUGAAGAAUGGGAACAACUUCAAAGAACGAGUUCUUCCACCGCUUUAUGAUCAUGUUAGUGGUACGUUAACUUGUCCUAACCGUGUCGUUUUUAUAAUUUAAUCACAGAAGGCCUCGGAAUCCUCUUCUCAAACGGGGAAAUCCGUCCGGAACUUCGUAAGUUCACUCUGACAGCGUUUCGAAAGAUGGGAGUGGGAAAGGAUCGAUUGGGCGAGAUAAUCCUGGCCGAGUUGGACGCCAGAUGUGCGGAGUUGGAUGCGGAAGGUACAACCAUCGUGCAUACUUCGGAAUUCUUCGAUCUGACCGUCGGAAGUGCCAUCAACCGAUUGUUGGUCGGGAAACGAUUCGACGAGCACAACAAGGACGAGUUCCUGAAGCUUCGGGAGCUCAUGGAGAAGUCGGCCGAAUACUUUACAAUGUUCGAUAUGACGGCUCCGGUCUGGCUGCUCAAGCACUUCUUUCCUAAGCGCUACGAAGGAAACAUGACAUCUUUACGGAACGUUCUGGAGUUUUCCUCGCGAGAAGCCGUGCAAAGAUGGGCGGAUGUGAAGGCUGGGGAGUAUGUUGUGGAUUCCGAGGAUCCGCAGGACUUUGUCGACUUUUUCUUCGCAAAAAUGGAUCAAGAAGACAGAAAUGGAGGUGGAGGACAUCCCGCUUAUACGUAAGGGACCCGUGAAACAGACUGUAUAGAAAGAAAUUAUUCAGAUUGGAAUCCCUGAAGCAUGUAAUCAACGACUUGUGGUUUGCCGGACAGGACACUACUUCCACUACACUCGUGGACGGCUUCAACUAUUUGGUCAACCAUCCACGUGUCAUCCAGAAAGUUCGAGAAGAGGUCUUGAGAGUUACGGACAACGGAUCUCGACGUUUGACCCUACAGGACCGCGCUGAAACCCAUUACUUGAACGCGACAAUAGCAGAAAUCCAAAGAUGCGCCUCUAUUCUGAACGUGAACUUCUGGAAAAUCGUUCAACAACCAAUUAUAGUCAACGGAUAUCACAUUGAUUCGGGAGCAGUGAUAACUGCUCAAAUCGGUGCACUACAAGUCAACGACAAUGUCUUCAAGAGCCCCGCGCACUUUUAUCCGGAACGAUUCAUAGAGAACGCGAAACUUUCGCAACAAGUUCUACCGCUUGGCAUCGGAAAAUGAUCGUGUAUCGGAGAGAAUAUUGCGAGAGCUGAACUUUACUUGGUAUCUAAUCUGAUUUUCAUGAAUCUACGACUAACUUCAGAUAAUCGGAAACCUUCUCCUCCGCUACGAGAUCCAACCGCACGGUGCGCUCCCAUCCACAGCCGAUCUGCUACCGUAUAGUUCUGGAAAAAUGCCCGACAAAUCGGUGAAGCUGAAGUUCAUUCGGUUGAAAAACUGAAAACAUGUGAGCAGGUGAACUUCACUCUCAUCUAGACACUUUUCGUCGAAACAUUGCCGCCAGUUGAAAUGUCUAACAGCUCUGCAGCAUAUUUGAGCAACAUUGUAUAUCCGAAAGAUUUGAAGAUGGACUGGACGAGUCUUUUUGGUUUUUUCUAUUUCUUCAUUUGUUUACUCACCUAUCUAGUCUAUUUUCCUGUUUGGAAACAUAAUCAGGAGCGAGAUUCGAAGGUAAACUUGAUUUGCCAGGUAGACUCGGCGAGACGGAGACACCUAGAUUUUUUGCAACUUUACGAAACAGCACUCUAGUGUGUUCGCUUUUCAAUGAAAAAAAAGUCUUGCAGACAAUAUCCUACCCAAUACUUCUUUGGUGUCACAAAUUGACCAAGUAUUUCGGCGUCACUUACACUUUCGAAUGUCUUCUUCUUUUACUUUUCUUCUUCUUUAUUCCUACUGUGUAAGUGUUUCGUUUAUUGAGAAUCACUAACAUUUCAGUUUUCAGCAAUCUGAAAUGGAACAAUAACCUUUUCAACGUUCUUCUCAUGCUCACAGCUGUGCUCCUCGAGACCGUGCUCAUUCUGAAAUUCUGUAGUUUUCCGGACAUUUUCGCGGUGCUCGCCUUCCUGAUUUCCAUCCAACGGCUCAUUUUACUCCGAUUUCCGCAGUUUCAAAGAUUGGUUUCAUUCAAAAAACGUUUCGUCACUUUCAUGGUUUUUGCCAUCGCCAUUUCGUCGAUCGUUAUGAAAUGCAUAGUUCCGGGUUAGCUUAAUUUUCUAUUUUCAAACAAAUUGUGGGAAUGAUUGCAGCUGUGUGCAUUCUCAAACACUCUAUGAGCCAUGCAACGACAUGCACUCUCUCAGAACUCAAAAUUGUCUUCUUCUAUCCCUAUUUCCUAGUGUCCACCAGUAUUCUCAUCUAUUUCUACAUGACAUUCCUUGCCAAACAUCAAUUGCCAAAACCAUUGGAGUCCACGGUGACCAAGUAUUUUUUCUAUCAGACAUGCGUGCUAUUCGUGUCAAAAUCAGUGAGUUUAUCGAAUGCAAAAGAAAUUUGCCGCAGUCGGUUUCGAACCCGUGUUUGAUUAAAAAUCCAAAAUGUUACCACUACACCACGCACACCUUCAGAGUCUGAAGCGCGCAAGGCAAUGAAGUGAGAUACAAGCUCCAUCAUCAUUUUCAGAUUUCACUAGCCAUCCUCUCCACGAAUCUGUUGAACUACGGCGGUUCCAGUGACCCAAAACGGUCGAUUUUCGGUACGUUCGGCCACACGAUCGUCGAUUUCAUCGUCCUUCCAAUCACCAUCAAUUGCUCUUACAUUCUUGCGAACCGAAAAAGCUUGGGGCUUCGAAAUUCGGGCGGAUUCAUUGAUAAUGUGUUGAGUAUUAUUGCAAAAUGA
Caenorhabditis sp. 36 PRJEB53466 is the source of this 2869-nucleotide messenger RNA. NCBI's taxonomy places the organism in Eukaryota, Metazoa, Nematoda, Chromadorea, Rhabditida, Rhabditidae. The record is from the annotation of a GenBank genome assembly.